UGAAGCUCGGCUCAGUCCUUGUCCUCUCCUGCUCGUGCGAGGAGCCUCCCGGUGAUCGGACUGUCGCCUGAAGCGAAGAGGCCGAGCCGGCGUUGAUUCAAUUUUACAGCCCAGUCACCCUAUCUGAAGCUCUGAUUAGGCAGCCGAGGGAGAGGAGAAGAAGAAGAGGAAGAAGAGGAGGAGGAAUAGUGAUGGCUAUGACCGACAUUGCAGAGGAUGACCUGGAUGAGAUGAUGCGCGAGGAAGCGGAGGAUGCCUUCUACGAGGACGGAGUGUCGUCCCGCGUCCCGGAGAUCAUGGCGGCCGGCACCCACUCCCCCGGUGGGCCCAAUGGCAUAAUCCGGAGUCAGUCCUUCGCAGGCUUCAGCACGCUACAAGAACGACGCUCACGGUGUAACUCCUUCAUGGGGAACACUGCGGUGCAGAAGAAGCCUCAGUCCAAGCCCAAGAAGCCCCACCUGUCAGGCCACAAGGGAGGCAGCAGCUCCAGAGAGCCUCAGCCCAAAAGACUGGAGGAGGUUUACACGGCUCUCAAACAAGGCCUGGAUGAGUAUCUGGAAGUUCAUCAGACAGAGCUGGACAAACUCAUGUCUCUGAUGAAGGACAUGAAGAGGAACUCUCGCCUGGGAGUGCUGUAUGAUCUUGACAAGCAAAUCAAAACCAUCGAGAGAUACAUGAGACGCCUGGAGUUUCACAUUAGCAAGGUGGAUGAGCUGUACGAGGCCUUCUGCAUCCAGAGUCGGCUGAGGGAAGGUGCCAGUCGGAUGAAGCAGGCCUUCUCCUCCUCCCCCUCCACUAAAGGCACCAAAGAGAGCAUCGCCGAGGUCAACCGCCGGUACAAGGAAUACACUGAGAACAUGGGCACAUUUGAGAGCGAGCUGGAGAACCUGCUCGGGGAGUUUCAUAUCAAAAUGAAAGGUUUGGCAGGCUUUGCUAGACUCUGUCCUGGAGACCAAUAUGAGAUCUUCAUGCGAUACGGACGCCAGCGGUGGAAGCUGAAGGGGAGGAUUGAAGUGAACUCCAGACAGAGCUGGGAUGGAGAUGAGAUGGUCUUCAUGCCUCUCAUCACUGACCUGAUCAACAUCAAGGUGACGGAGCUGAAGGGUUUGGCCACUCACAUGCUGGUGGGCAGCGUCAUCUGUGAGACCAAGGAGCUGUUUACUGCCAUGCCUCAGGUGGUGGCCGUGGACGUCAACGACCUGGGGACCAUCAAGCUCAACCUGGAGGUUACGUGGUACCCCUUCGAUGUCGAGGACCUGACUCUGUCGUCUGGCAACGUGAGCAAAGCCACAGCCCUCCAGAGACGAGUGUCGGUCUACAGCCAGGGCACACCGGAGACUCCCACCUUCCAGGACACCUCCUUCUUUGUGAGUCCAGCACACGCCACAUCGUCUUUAGCUUCACUGUCCACUUUGCCAGAUGACGUCUUUGAAAACGGCGGCUGUGGCGUGGCCGAGUGCAAGCGUCUAUCCUUCACCUUCUCCGACACCUCCGGUUCGACGCCCAGCCCCAGCCCCGCCCCAAGCUCCUACUCCCCAGGCCAGUCCAACCCUGAGAUCACGGUCACUCCUCCAGAAACAGAGCCAGUACCUACACAGAUCCUCCCAACCAGGGAGGACUCCAUCGCAGAGGAGCACUUGGUGGAGGAAGAGGAGGAGGAGUACGAAGAGGACGGGGAGACGGGCAGCAGAGGAAGCAGAGGCAGCAGGACCAGCGCCAGCCUCGCCAGUGAUGAAGUCGAGGUCGCAGAAGACUCAGAGUGGGAGCGCACAGAGUCCCAGCGUAAUUCAAGCUCCAACUGCGGUUCGGCUGCACCGUCCUUGUGUUCCGACGGACACCUGUCCACUGUGGCUCCGGAGGAUGUUUUCCUGGAUCAUGCCGACGAGCUGAAGCCUGUGGAGCUGGACACGGAGGAGGCGGGCAGCCUGACCAGGCAGCUUGUGAAGAGGCUGACUUCCUCAGAAAUUGUGCCGCCCGGCGAGAGCGCUAAUGAGAGUGGAGGGAGCCUGAGUUGGGCUGGAGAGGGAAGCAGGGCUUUCCUGGAGAGCAGCCUGGAGGAGGCCAUCCACAGCCUGCUGAUGAGACUGGAGUCACUGACGCACCGCUGCAGAGAGCUGCAGGACCUGGAGCAGGAAGUAAUGCGCCUGGAGGACCUGCUCAAGUGUCGUCUCCCGGGUCACAGGAGUCGCUCAUCCAGCCUCAGUCUGACAGUGGAGAGCGCCCUGGAGAGUUUCGACUUCCUCAACACCUCUGAUUUUGAUGACGAGGACACUGGCGAUGACAACGCCGUCCUCAGCAUGCCCCCACAGAGAUCUCCACUUUUUGAUGCAGAUGGAGAGAGGAUUGGCAGCCAGCAUCCAGAAGCCAGAGGACACCUGAGUGAAGCCCUGACGGAGGACACCGGGGUGGGCAACAGCGUGGCAGGAAGCCCCCUGCCGCUCACCACUGGAAAUGAGAACCUGGACGUGGCCAUCGUCAUCCACCUUCAGUACUGUAUUCACCUCAUACAGUUGCUGAGCAGCGGGGUGAGCAUGUGGCAGCGUCGCAGUUUGCUCCUCAAACUGUCCGGACAGACCCAGCUGUUAGAGGAACUGGCAGAGAUCAGCGUGGACAGACUGGGAGCGAUCACAUCAGCUGCUGACGUCCUCCCGGGCCUCGCCGAGCGCCCCCAGCUCAUGACUCUGUGGUCAGAGUGCAGCGGGUCUGCAGGACUUUUCCACACCACGCUGGACCGAGUGUUCAAACACAUGAACCAGCGCUACACGGCGGUGCUGCAGGAGAGACACCCACACAGCGCCGACACAGUGAUCGGUGUGGUGGUGGGUGAGAUGGUGGACAGGAGCGACCUGAUGGCGACACACAGCCCUCCCCCUGCUGCUGCCGCGCUCUCCCAGGACGUCCUGACGGUGUUUCAGUUCCACAGCUACAUCUUACAGCACGAAGUCCAGGACAUGGAGACACACCUGCUGCACCUGGCCAGAGAGGAGGUGUUAGCGGAGGUCCUGUGCAGUGGUGAUAACGCUCAGUGUCUAGCGGAGCUGGAGGAGGUACCUCUCUCAUCUCUCUGGCCUAGAAACAGCACCCUGAGGGCCCUGGCCUCCCUGCUCACUGCCGAGGACCCUCAGGUCAACAAGGCAGCAGCCGACUACCUCUCCUCUGGAGCAUCAAGCAGGCACUUCAGGUCCAGGGCGGUGGAGUGCUACACCCAGGCGCUGUCAGAGGCUGGAGUCCAGAGCCAGAGGGCGGCCUGCUCCGCUCUCAGCUGCCUGCAGGCGGUGGAGAGCAUCAGGGCGGUGGUAGCGCUGUGUGACUCAGCUGAUGAGGAGCUCCGCCACGUCGCCAUAGAAACCCUGCUCACAUUUGGUGAGGAGGGUCGGCUGGCGUACGAGCAGCUGGACACGGUGCCGGGGGAGAUGAUCCGUCUGGGCACCCGGCGGGGAAACGCCGUCACCACUGCCUUCUGAGCCACCGCGCCGCUGAAAAACACACCAGACUGCAUCCCUAAGCCCGACCUCCGAGGACGACCUCCUCCAGCUUAACCCACCACUCCGCACACCUCACAGGGCUGCCGGUGGCCGAUCUGUUUGUCGAUCUGCUUUUCCAGCAAAGACGAUUUUGUUUUUCACAGCGCCGCUAUUAAUCACUGUUCUCACUGAUACUGCCUCCUAGAAGAGAACUAACAGCAGACAAACUGUUUUGGACACAUAACCUGUACCCCUCCUGCAUAAACACUUCUUGUCUCACCGUCACCCUUCAGUUUGGACACUUCCCCUUCCUCCCCUCUUUUUCUCACCCUGCUUUCUGAGCCAGGCAGGACCGGUCACGUUGAGUUAAACUGGAAAGCACGAAGCCGCUGAAAGCUGCUCCAAAGACUGCGGGAAUCGCGUCUUCACCCCCUCCUCUGCGUUAACAAGCUCGCCACUGCACAACAACACUCGUUAUCACUUACUCACCGAUUAACCAUCACCUCGAUUGUUACGGUGUCACGCAAUAUUACUAUGAUCUCUGUAUAAUCACUGUAACACACGUUUUAGUUGGUGGUUUUCGCAUUCGAAAUGUUUUCUGGCGCUUUCAGAAGAUUUUUUGCACUGUUGUAAGGCCUGUAAAUAUGGCAUAUUUUACACAGCCGGUGUAACAUAUGUGCUCAUGUAAUUUAAGUUCUGUUUUCUAGUACGUUCCAUUUGAGUUUCAGGGAUUCUUGUAUGGUUUGAAAGGUUGUGUGUUUGGCUUCGAAAGUGAGUUUAGAAAGCCCCGAGCAGUUUACAGUCUUCUUGUGAAGAGGAAAGAAACACGGUCAGCACAGGGCCCGAGGUUCACCUGCUCAGCAGUCAGCGUCCGAGUUUUCUCACACUCGCAGUUUAACAAGUGCAAUUUUUCUGUACAUAUGUGAUUCUUUUGCACCCAGCUGACACGAGGAGCCCGUUUCAUAUCGUCAGUUUUUGUGACCUUUUGAGCCUUGAAAUGGAUGGAGCGGGCGGAUUCCUCAAAUACUCUUUUGUAAAUGUUUUUUUUUCCCAACCAGGUGAGCAGGAGGGCAAUAAGUUAGGGAGCUUGUGAGAAUGCACAGUGACUGUACAGAGAGGCCGAGGAUUGAUGUAGCCGCGGAUUUGGCUAACUGCACAUUCGUACGUGAGCUAAACGCAGAAUUAGAAACGAAGCUUUUAUUGUGAGAAGCUGCAGAAUGAAGUUUUUUUGGUACGUCUCGGGUUUUGUUUUCCUGCAUCCGGACUGUAGUGUCGGAAAACUGGCCCAAGGGGAGCGUCUAGUUCCACCUUUAACUACUGAGUCCGGUGCGACGACGUAAAAUUCACCACGUAAUGUUCACAAAUCCUAUUUAUUAUUUACUCCUUGUAAUUCUAAUAUUCUUUGGAGUUAUACUGUAGUAGUGCAGAUGACAUUGUUAUGUAAAUUAAUUGUAUAUUUAUGUUCUAUUUUCAGGUCUAGUAUUUGAAAUAUUGUCUUUCGUUUUAAAAAAGAAAAAAAAACAAAAAACAAGGCCUCUGUGUUUUUACCAUGCAACUGAUCUCAUGCUUAAUUGGAAAUUAUUUUGAAUUAAUUAUAAUAGAUUAAUUAUUAUUUUGGAGAAGAUUUGCUAAUAGUAGUAUAGAUUUUGUUUUCCCUAAAAAGGUCCCCAAAAUAGUGGGACAUUUAUAUAUUAGAGAUGUUACUUUAUUACCUAGAAGAUUUACUGUAACCAAAGGAAAAUCUGAUUUUAAAAUGGUCUUUUAAUAAGAGCUCAUCAAGGAGAAUGUAUUUUCAAUACAACAUCUGCAUUUUGGCCUGAACGCUCAGGCCUGUCUUUAGAAGCACAACUUAAAAGAAUAAAAAAAAAAAAGAAGACAAAUCCACAAUAUAUGGAUCUUGUUACAUUCGGUUGUAACUGCACAGUCCAAAAAGCCAUAUUGAUUAAAAAACAAGUGGUAGUAUUUUUAUGAAAUGUAUUUUUUUUUUCAUUUUUUUGUAUCAUAAUCUGUAAAUGUGUGACGUUAUUACUAAAAGCUAAAGAUGGUGUUCCUUUUUUUCUAUACAGCCUUUUUUUUUUUUUGCAAAACAUGGUCCAAAUUUUAAGCAGCAGUUCAUUUUCUUUCUUCCAUGAUGUGAAUAGCAUUGCAGUAUUUUGAUCGAGUAAUUCACCCACUCACUCAAGCGUCUGAUUUCUUUUUCUUUUCUUUUUUUACGAACUUGCAGUUGACCAGUGUUAUAAGUUAAUUCAUGGGCUGUUCGAUUCCUAAUCACCACAAAGUUGGCAAAAUGUGCACGUUUAAUUAUUUAGAGACUGGUUUUAAGAAUAACUUGGUACACUUUGCUGAAACUGAAAUCUAUCCAUCUCUGUGGUCACUCGCUUCAGUACUGAUCCAUCUGGUUGCAUACUUCUCCAUCGUGGUUAGCAGUAUUUCUUCUGCUCAUCAAAAGUUGCAAUAAAGUUUAUUUUUGCAUAAUUAAAA
Molecule: messenger RNA, 5945 nt
Organism: Stegastes partitus (bicolor damselfish)
Lineage: Eukaryota; Metazoa; Chordata; Actinopteri; Pomacentridae
Gene: ripor2
Product: RHO family interacting cell polarization regulator 2
Exons: 22
Coding region: 192-3464 (1090 amino acids)
Source: RefSeq, a predicted model, not a curated record